AUGACGUUUUUAGAGAAUCCCAAUUGUCUGCUGAGUCGCAGGAAUCGCAAUCAAUUCCUGGUGACCCUCCUAGUGAAUAUUGCUCCCUUCGCCCAUGGCCUGGCCAUUGGUUGGAUGUCACCGGUGAUGCGGGAUCUUAUCACCGAUCAGUCGCCCCUUGAUUUUCCCGUUCUGGUGGAGGACGUCUCCUGGAUAGGAUCUCUGAUUGGCAUAGGCGCCAUGAUGGGCAACACGCUGGCCGGCACUUUGAUGAAUCGCAUCGGACGAAAGCCGGUCAUGAUUGGCCUGGCAUUACCCACAUUGAUCUUUUGGAGUCUCGUUUAUUUUGUCCAAAGUGUGGAAUACUUGUAUGUGGGUCGCCUGAUGGCUGGACUUACAAAUGGAGCCUUCUAUGUUGUCCUUCCAACCUUCCUGAGCGAGAUUGCGGAUGAUAACAUUCGCGGUCGUCUUGGUUCCAAUCUCUUGACAGUAAACACUGGAGUCCUUACCGGAUACAUAGUAUCUUCACAUUUUAAUUACUUUACGACUCCUCCUUUUAUAAUUGCCAUACCCAUUUGCUAUAUAGUAGCUAAUUUUUUUCCGGAAACCCCAAUUCAUCUGAUACGAAAGGGAAAAAUUCAGCAGGCCAAAGAAUCGUUUCAGUUCUACAAAAAUAUUCGAAGAGAUGAUAUCAAGGCUGAAAGUGAAUUUGAGGACUUGAAGCUGAAGGUGCUGAAAGCGGAGGCUGAGAAGGCCAAGUCCUUCGAUUACAGGGAUUUCAUUACGAAGCCCGCUUUCAAGGCCUAUACCUCUGCCAUUGUCCUGCUGAUCUCGAAUCAGUUCAGUGCCAGUUUCUGUGUCUCUUCCUAUUUGUCAACCAUUUUUGCUGCCUCAAACACUACCCUGAACAUGACCAUGUGCACCAUUGUCAUAGGAUCUGUUCAGAUUGUGGGCACCUAUGCCACCACCUUGCUGUGCGAUAAAUAUGGAAGAAGGAUCCUCAUGCUGGUCUCCUCCUCGGGUGCCGCCAUUUGCCUAGCGAUCUUUGGAAGCUAUACGUACUUUGCCAAGAUUUAUGAUCUAACAGCUCUCGGUUGGCUUCCCCUCGUGAUCCUGGCAUGCUACGUAUUUCUAUGCAAUAUAGUAGUAGGUUGUGUCUUUGUCCUAUUGCUGGAAUUCUUCCCAACUAAGAUUCGAUCCGUUUGUGUGUCAGCUUUUAUUGUGACAUUAAGUGGAAUGGUUUUCUUGGCCCUGAAAAUCUUCCCCCUCUGUUUAGCUAAUUGGGGCAUUUCGGUGACUAUGUGGUGCUGCAGUGUCAGUACGACUCUCUGCUUUUUUUACUUCUACUUCUUUUUGGUGGAAACUAAAGGCAAAUCCUUGCUGGAAAAUUAAUUUUAACACUCAGCUAAGACUUUCUAAAUGAAUCGAGUUUUUAAAUACUAUUAAAACUGAUUAUUACUGAGAAAGAUAUUAGGCCAAUAUUUGUAAGAUUUUAGGUGUUUAAAUAAAAAAUGUUGGAAUUAA
Molecule: messenger RNA, 1503 nt
Organism: Drosophila serrata
Lineage: Eukaryota; Metazoa; Arthropoda; Insecta; Diptera; Drosophilidae
Product: facilitated trehalose transporter Tret1
Biological process (GO): carbohydrate transport; transmembrane transport
Cellular component (GO): membrane
Molecular function (GO): sugar transmembrane transporter activity
Source: RefSeq, a predicted model, not a curated record